UGUUGUAUUUGGUUUCCUACAAGCCAGGGACCGAGGCUGUCUUUGUUGGCAAAAGAAGCCAAACUACAUACCAGAUUGGAAUAAAAGUAAUUUCGAUGGAGUAGCUGCCAACUUUGCUAUGCAGGAUAGGAAAAAUGAAGAGUCUUCAACUCAGACCAAAAUCAAAACACAUUUUCCACAGUCUGUAACCGCUAAAUGCCACAAGUGUACAAACACUGCACAACAUGUUUGA
Messenger RNA from Candidula unifasciata, 232 nucleotides. NCBI's taxonomy places the organism in Eukaryota, Metazoa, Mollusca, Gastropoda, Stylommatophora, Geomitridae. The record is from the annotation of a GenBank genome assembly.